AUGGGGGAGCUAAGAAAUCUUCAAUUUUUAUCAUCAUUUUUUGUGGGCGAAUGUGAAGAGACGGACAUCAAGCAAUUAGGCGAUCUUGAUCUUGGAGGAGCAUUGUCCAUUUUAGAUUUGCAAAAUGCAACAGAUUCCAAGGACUGUUUAGUUGCCAAUUUGAAAAAUAAAAGACACCUUGAGGAGUUAGCAUUUGGGUGGAGCAUGAAGAAUGAAGAAUCUCACAAAGAAAGUGACGUGCUCGAGAAUCUCCAACCUCCCCAAAACUUAAAAAAGUUGUCAGUUAGCAACUUCAAAGGUCCCAAUUUUUCAAAUUGGUUAACAGAUAAUACAUUAUCAUUUAUAGUGUCGUUAGAGUUGAUGGAUUGUAAAUAUUGUUCAUCCUUGCCAUCAUUGGGUCUGUUGUCAACUCUCAAGUCACUCUCAAUUAUAGGCCUUGAUAGUGUUAUGGCCAUUGUUCCUGAAUUUUAUGGGAAUAAUUCUUGUAUGACUCCAUUUGUAUCCCUUGAGAUCCUUAGAUUUGAGGAAAUGAAGGGAUGGGAGGAAUGGAAUUGUGAAGAUGUACAUGGUUCUUUCCCAUGUCUGCAAGAGUUUUAUUUAAAAGGAUGUCCCAAGUUGAGAGGGCUGCACAUUCUAGCACGACUUCCUUCUUUAACAUCGCUAAUCAUCUCUAAUUGCAAGCAGCUGGUGGCUUCACUUUUGCGGGCUCCAUCCGUUCAUGAAUUGAUGCUAUUAAACUGUGGAAAGGUGCAAUUGGAAUGCCUUCCGUCAACUCUGAAAGUUCUCCGCAUCGGGGAACCCUUCACAGAAUGCUUUUCGGUUGAAAUGUUUGAGAAUACGGUUGCCCACACUUGCCUUGAAAACUUGGUAAUUGCAGAUUGCUCUUCUUUGGAAUUCCCAUUGCCGCAUGGUCAUAAUUUCCUUCAAAGAAUAUCGAUAUACAACUGUGACUCCCUAAGGACCUCCCCUCUUGAUUUAUUCCCCACGCUUAAGGUAUUAGAAUUAUCUGUUGGUGAGGGGCAAGAUCAUCAUCUAACUUCCCUUCUGUCUUUGGAACUGAUCGAGUGCCAUAAAUUUGAAUCAUUUCCGAAAGGAGGAAUUUCUGCCCCCAAAUUGGACUACUUUCACGUAGAAGGACUACAGAGUUUAAAAUCACUUCCAAAGCGCAUGCACAUCCUCUUUCCAGCAUUGAAGUUUCUACAUAUAUAUGACUGCCCACAAGUGGAAUCAUUUUCUGAGGGGGGUUUGCCAAGGAAUGUGAAGCUUCUUAUUGUCACGGAAAGCCAGAAACUGGUGGUGUCUCGAAGGGAGUGGGCCUUGCAUAAUCAUACUUGCCUACAAUAUUUGCGCAUUCAAGAUGAAGAAGCCGAGUGUCUUCCCGAACCAGACUUAUUGCCACCUACUCUUACUGAACUUGCUAUGGAGAAGUGUUUCAAUCUUAAAACCCUGGAUCACAAUGGUCUUCGCCACUUGUCAGCUUUGCGGGAAUUACAUCUGUUAGUGUGUCCUAAACUCAAAUGCUACCCAAAGGAGGGUUUGCCCACUUCCAUUCAAACUCUGUUUGUUUUGAUGAUCUGUCCAAAGCUUAAAAAGCGGUGCCAAAAGAAAAAAGGCAGAGAGUGGUCAAAGAUUGCUCACAUCCCCCUCAUUACUUUUGAUGACAGUGUACUCACUUGA
Molecule: messenger RNA, 1677 nt
Organism: Prosopis cineraria
Lineage: Eukaryota; Viridiplantae; Streptophyta; Magnoliopsida; Fabales; Fabaceae
Product: putative disease resistance protein At3g14460
Exons: 1
Coding region: 1-1677 (558 amino acids)
Source: RefSeq, a predicted model, not a curated record